UCUCCAUCCUCUAGUCCAAAACAUAAAACCCUAAAACCACCAAAAUAAUACAUCAAGAUCAUUCUAAGGUCACCCUUAUUUGAGAUGAUUCAUCAAGAUCAAGUGGCCUUCCCUUGUUUUACCGCUUCCGCCGUCGCCGUCGCCAACGCCCCUAGCUACGACGGAGGUGCUGAAGGAUCCCAGACACAGUUGAUGAGGUCCCUAUUUUACAACCUGUUAACCUUGAAACAGAAGGUUAACGAAGUUGAGUCAGUUGCUAUGCAAGCUGCGUGUCAUAGUGAAUAUUAUGGUCAACCAGUUGAUGAGGUCGCCUCGUCUAUGGCUGUAUCUAGCCUGGCUAAUUUGAUGCAAGAAAUCGUUCAGACUGCCUCGUUUAUGAUGCUUAGCUGCGAACAAAUGGCCCUUGUGUCGGUACAAGCAUGUAACAGUAGUGGCAGUAGUACUACUCAUAUGCGUGCGGAUCAGGAGUCAUAUUUCAUGCAAAAGCCUGAUGAUGGAGUACUUGAUAUUAGUGUUGGCGCGGUUAAUAAUCAAGGAUUUUUGGGUGGAGAUGAUGCUUAUAAUAAUUGGUAUACACAUGAGACAAGUUACAACAACAAUUGUGUAAGAGUGGAAGGCUCAAGAUCAACAACGACGAGGACGACGAGCACGACCACGGCCACGGCCACCACUGUGGAAGAAGAGGGGAGUGUGUACCAAUACCAAGCAAGCAAUAACAUGAAUCAAGAAUCGGAGGUGUUGGAAGAGGCUUAUGAUGUGGUGGAGCUAGAGGCAGCAGAUUUGCUAGCGAGGUACACCCACUAUUGCCAAGUAUGUGGUAGAGGGUUCAAGAGAGAUGCAAACCUUAGGAUGCACAUGCGCUCUCAUGGAGUUCAAUACAAGUCAAGUCUCAUUAGCAACCCCAUGAAUAAUAGAAGUGAAGAAAGCAAGAUGACGACGAAGAAACCAUGGAGGAAAUAUUCUUGUCCUCAGCAAGGAUGCAGGUGGAAUAAAAACCAUGUCAAGUUUCAACCUCUCAAAUCGAUUGUGUGCGUGAAGAACCACUACAAGAGAAGCCAUUGCCCUAAGAUGUUUCUAUGCAAGAAGUGCAAUCGAAAGCAAUUUUCAGUCCUCUCGGAUUUGAAGAUGCAUGAGAAAUACUGUGGGAACAUCAAAUGGCGCUGCUCCUGCGGUAUCACUUUCUUUCAAAAGGAUAAACUCAUGGAUCAUGUUGCCUUGUUUGCUGGUCAUUCGCCUUUGAGUAAGCCUUUGGUUAUUAAUUCGGAUAAUACAGUUGAUAAUUACCAGCAUGGAGGAGUACAGUAGAAAUCUAUUUGCAUAACAGUAAUGGCCCAUGUGACAUGUGUGUAAGGAAACUCGGGGAUGGAUCUACAAGCAUAUAAUCAUAUAUGAUUGUCGAUGUACAAAAAAAUUAAAAGGAUUCAGCUUUCUUCAAUCCACAAGAACUUAUCAGAUUGUUACAUCAACAUACCAUGAAAAUAUGUCAUGGGCAAUGCAUUAAUAACAUUUCUUUUUGUCUUGUAUGAAGAUAAUUUUAUUGUUUGCAUUGGUUAACAAAUGAACUUGUGAAAUCUGUUAAAUCAUGUAAUUGAUUGGUAACAAAUGGAAUU
Molecule: messenger RNA, 1610 nt
Organism: Beta vulgaris subsp. vulgaris (sugar beet)
Lineage: Eukaryota; Viridiplantae; Streptophyta; Magnoliopsida; Caryophyllales; Amaranthaceae
Product: protein SENSITIVE TO PROTON RHIZOTOXICITY 2
Exons: 3
Coding region: 85-1305 (406 amino acids)
Biological process (GO): response to aluminum ion; response to acidic pH
Source: RefSeq, a predicted model, not a curated record